Messenger RNA from Micromonas commoda, 717 nucleotides. RefSeq lists its product with no specific name. The transcript has 2 exons. The coding region runs from base 1 to 717 and encodes 238 amino acids. NCBI's taxonomy places the organism in Eukaryota, Viridiplantae, Chlorophyta, Mamiellophyceae, Mamiellales, Mamiellaceae. The record is from RefSeq and is a predicted model, not a curated record.
AUGAAGGUACCUUCGUUCAUAUCUUCGAAGCAAGGAGGCAACCAGACCAGGACACGAGACAAGGUAAAAUUCGCCGUUCAAGCGGUCUGCAAGCUGGGCGGCCUGAUUACGUUCACCGAGCCCAUCGGCGAGAUACCAGGCACCACGAACCGGGACGGCAACACCAACAGCCUGCGACCAGACAUCCGAGUCGACGGCCUGCGAGACACCGGCAUCACAAUCCUCGCAGACGUCUCCAUCACCCACAUCAUGGACUCGGCAGCCAACCACACGAGCCAACCACGACCCCGCCAAGGCAACUCGGCCCCCAAGAGCGAUCCCAUCAUGAAACGCGAGACUGAGAAGAACAACAAGUACAAGGUUGCGGCUGCAGCGGUGCAUAAGGAAUUCAUCCCGCUCGUGAUGGACACGUACGGACGGAUGGGCAAACCGUUCCUCAACCUCCUCAAAGACGUCGCCACACACACCGCCCACCGAGCCUCGGGCAACGUCAACGAGCGAACGCAAGCCAUCUACGACUCCAUCGACCCGCCGAACGAGCUCCGAAACCGAAUCCACCUCCGAAACCUCGCCCUCGUACACGUCGCGCUUAUCAUCUCGCUCAUGCAAAGGGUCGCCGGAUCGACAAUCACCAACGACCGCCAGCACGGCGCCCGUGGCGGAAUGUACGGAGCACACGAACACUACGUGCAGCCGUACCCGGUCAUUAAUUUCUAA